Molecule: messenger RNA, 1293 nt
Organism: Penicillium taxi
Lineage: Eukaryota; Fungi; Ascomycota; Eurotiomycetes; Eurotiales; Aspergillaceae
Exons: 6
Coding region: 1-1293 (430 amino acids)
Biological process (GO): L-leucine catabolic process
Molecular function (GO): flavin adenine dinucleotide binding; 3-methylbutanoyl-CoA dehydrogenase activity
Source: RefSeq, a predicted model, not a curated record
AUGACCUCCAUCUCCCUUCAAUUCAUUCGCAUAUCCUCCCGCUCAAUGCGGCGAAGUGCAUUCCCCACAUUCUCCCCAGCUUUCGCACGUCGGGUAUCCACCAAGCACCCGGCAGGCUUUACGCCCCCGACAGAAGACGAGCUACUAGAUCUUCGAGAGCGGGUGCAAGAUUUUACAAGACGAGAGAUAUCGGUCGAGGUUGCGGCGCAGACUGAUGCGCAGAAUGAGUUCCCGUCGAAUAUGUGGAAGAAACUUGGUGAUGCUGGAUUCCUUGGAGUUACGGCUGACGAAGAAUAUGGUGGGUUGGGAAUGGGCUAUCAGGCGCAUUGCGUUGUUAUGGAGGAGAUCAGUCGGGCAUCAGGAAGUAUCGGUCUUUCCUACGCCGCUCAUUCUCAGCUAUGCGUCAAUCAGCUCUCUUUGAAUGGCUCAACGGAACAGAAAGAGAAAUUUCUACCAGAACUCCUAUCAGGAGACAAGAUAGGUGCCCUGGCCAUGUCAGAGCAUUCUGCUGGCUCUGAUGUAGUCAGUAUGAAGACGACAGCAAAGGAAGUAGAUGGUGGCUGGGUGUUGAACGGAACUAAGAUGUGGAUCACGAAUGGCCCGGACGCACAUUAUGUUAUCGUUUAUGCGAAGACAGAGCCUGAGAAGGGCUCCAAGGGUAUCACGGCUUUCAUAGUUGACACUUCAUCUGAAGGCUUCUCCUGUGCCCAGAAACUGGACAAGCUUGGAAUGCGCGGCUCAAAUACAGGCGAGCUUGUCUUUGAGGAUGUAUUCGUGCCACGAGCCAAUGUUCUUGGAGAGAUCAAUCGUGGAGUCAAAGUUCUGAUGGAAGGGCUUGAUCUGGAAAGGCUCGUGCUAAGUGCUGGACCCUUGGGACUUAUGCAGUCUGCCCUUGAUCUGGUUCUACCCUAUACGCAUACCCGGAAGCAGUUCGGUAUGCCCAUUGCACAUAACCAGCUGAUUCAGGGCAAGCUUGCGGACAUGUAUACCAAGCUCGCUGCUUCUCAGGCAUACACCUAUGCCACAGCGCGGAAGGUUGAUAAUGGUGCUGCAUCCUCGGAUCCACUGGUCAUUCGAACUCAGGACUGUGCUGGAGCGAUCCUCUAUGCUGCCGAACGCGCAACGGAGUGUGCACUAGAUGCUAUCCAGUUGAUGGGCGGUAAUGGAUACAUUAACGAGAUAACUGCUGGGCGCCUCCUUCGAGAUGCGAAACUAUAUGAGAUUGGAGCUGGGACAAGUGAGAUUCGGCGGAUGGUAAUUGGUCGGGCUUUCAAUAAGGAGUUUGCGCAGUAA